Aethina tumida (small hive beetle) is the source of this 4665-nucleotide messenger RNA. It is a transcript of the gene Ino80, whose product is annotated as chromatin-remodeling ATPase INO80. Gene Ontology annotation, cellular component: Ino80 complex. Gene Ontology annotation, molecular function: histone binding; ATP hydrolysis activity; ATP binding. Lineage: Eukaryota; Metazoa; Arthropoda; Insecta; Coleoptera; Nitidulidae. Gene Ontology annotation, biological process: DNA repair. The record is from RefSeq and is a predicted model, not a curated record. The coding region runs from base 92 to 4609 and encodes 1505 amino acids. The transcript is spliced from 17 exons.
ACAAAAAUGUUUAUUAACGUUACUAAUAGUCCAUUAAAAAUAAUAUUUAAAACGUUGAUUUUAUUGGCAACCUUCGACAUAUUCAUUCACUAUGUCUAAAAAUAUAAGAAAUAUUUAUGAUAAACCUUACAAAGUUAUACCAGAUAAUAAUGAUUAUAACGAUCAUAGCGACAGUUUACCAGGGACUUCUAAACCUGUACAUGUACAAAGAGUUGAAAAAGCUUUAGAUUUGACUCUGUUUUUACAAAACAUCAAUAAGGUUUCAAAUAGCAGUGAUAGUGAUGACUCUGAUGACAUAACCAACAUCAAUGACAUCAAUUCAGAGUCAAUACUUAAAGAUUCAGAACCAAACUGCACGAAGGACUUCUACAAUUUCAAAUUGGUGUCAAACAAUAGGAAAUGGCUAGCAGAUAUUUUGCAAGAGAACUCUGACACAUCACCAGAUACACAGUACAAAUUAAUCACCCGGUAUCAUGCUUAUCAGAAGCGUUUGAGGCAAACGAAAGAGAAUGUGGACAAUUAUAUGUUUUAUGGGGCCGGUUUAAUAAGCACAGUCGAUCAUUAUCCAGAAAUAGAAAGAAAUUUGCCAGCCAGGACAAAUGAUUUUGAGGAGUCAAACUAUGUAUCUCAAAAAGAUGAAAACAUAUUGGGAAUGGAAAUGGAAAAUGGAAUGGACUACCAACAUAUGGAUGAAGAUGACUCUAAUAUUAAUUCAGACGUUGGCUCAGUCCCUCCAUCACUAUCAUCACAUUCACAUACUGCAACCAAGAAAAAGGCUAAGAAAUUUAAAGAUGAGGAGUCCAAAAAGAAAUGGGAGGAUAUUAUGGCCACUAAGAGGAGGAAACUGUUUACUAGCAUGGUGAAAAAGGAAAUAGGCAAACAACACAGAGCUAAAAUAAAUCGUCAUAAGGAAAUGUUGAUACAAACUAAGAGAGUAGCCCAACAGUGCGUCAAAUAUGGAAGACAAAAAGCUUUACAAUCAGCGAGAACGGUGAAAGAACAGCCGUGGAGAAUGAAGAGAUUAUCCAGGGAGAACAUCGCCUAUUGGAAGAGAUCCAGGAGGUUCGACCGAGAGGUCAAAAAACGCUUGGAAAAAGAAGCGGAGGAACAGAGAAAGAUCGACCACGAACUCGUCGAAGCCAAGAGACAGCAAAGAAAGCUGAAUUUCCUGAUAACACAGACCGAAUUGUACGCCCACUUCAUGUCGAAAAAACUGGGCACCGCCUCGCCGGAGGAACAGCUUAGAAUUUUAAGCCAGUUGGACGAGGAGUCCGCGGUUAAACUUCCCACCGACGAUUACGACAGCGAAAUGAUGAAGGAGAAGGCGAAGAGGAACGCACAGGAAGCGUUUCAGAACGAGAAAGCCCGCACGAAACACUUCGACAUGCAGGCGAACUCGACUGUUGAGGAGACUGACACGGAAACUGAGCAGCCUCAGCCGGACAUAUUCAGAGGGAAGCUCAAGGGUUAUCAGCUCAGGGGCAUGAACUGGUUGGCCAACCUGUAUUCGCAGGGGAUCAGUGGAAUAUUGGCGGACGAGAUGGGACUUGGAAAGACUGUGCAGAGCAUCGCGUUCUUGUGUCAUAUUGCUCAAAAGUACUCUGUUUGGGGUCCGUUUUUAAUAAUAUCGCCAGCGUCCACGUUACACAACUGGCAACAAGAAAUUGCGAAGUUCGUGCCGGACUUUAAGGUGGUGCCCUACUGGGGGAAUCCCCAUGAAAGGAAGAUCCUUCGGCAGUUCUGGGACCAAAAGGACAUCUAUACCAAAGACGCCAGUUUUCACAUUGUUGUAACCAGCUAUCAAAUAGUCAUCACCGAUAUUAAAUACUUCAACAGGAUAAAGUGGCAAUAUAUGAUACUAGAUGAAGCUCAGGCCAUCAAGAGUACAAGCAGUAUGAGGUGGAAAACGUUAUUGGGUUUCAGCUGCAGAAAUCGAUUGCUUCUCAGUGGUACACCCAUACAAAACAGUAUGGCUGAGUUGUGGGCAUUACUCCAUUUCAUUAUGCCCACAUUGUUUGACUCCCAUGAAGAGUUUAACGAGUGGUUUUCGAAGGAUAUUGAAAGCCACGCAGAAAAUAAAACAGGAAUUGAUGAAAAGCAUUUAUCUCGACUACAUAUGAUUUUAAAACCGUUCAUGUUGAGGAGGAUUAAAAAAGAUGUAGAGAACGAAUUGUCUGAUAAGAUUGAAGUUAUGGUAUACUGUCCUUUGACCACAAGACAGAAUUUGUUGUAUGUAGCGUUGAAACGGAAAAUCAAAAUCGAAGAUUUGCUGCAUUACACUGUGGGCGGUGGAGACUCCCAUGCUGUUGACAAAAGCUUCACUUCCAAUUUGAUGAAUUUAGUCAUGCAAUUUAGAAAAGUGUGUAAUCAUCCGGAGCUGUUUGAAAGGAGGGACGCAAAAUCACCAAUUAGAGUGUCCAAUCUUUUUUAUAACGUUCCUUAUUUAGUGUAUGAUUUUAAUGUGAGAAAACUGUUAAAUUUAAAACUGCAGAAAUGGUUUUUGUUCACUUCUGAAUAUAUUGCACAUGCAGUUAGGGAUUAUUUUGAAAGUACUAUAUUUAAUUUUUGUUUCUCUUUAAAUUUAUCUUUUAACGAAUUGUACAAAAUUUUUAAUGGUGAUAUUUUACAAAGAUGGAACCACUACUUUAAUACGGAAAAAGAAGAUAAUUUGUUAUAUCACAGGAGUUUCUAUGACGAUUACAACGAAGGUCCUAGUAUUCGUUUGAGACACAACUUUAAAAUGUCCAAACCACACAUAGAAAACAGUAUUUUAGAAAACUUGGUAUUUACUAGGAAUAACUGUGGAAGUCGAGUCAUAUAUACGUUUAGUGAUCAUUAUUAUCAUUCAAUGGCUGAAACUGUAGAACAUAAAAACAUUAGAGCUAAGCAUGGGGGUGUUAAACAGGAGGACGAGACUAACGUCGACAAUGAAAGUAGUAACAACAACGGACAGUUAAAGACCCUGCCUGAUUUUGAAUACAAACCACGGCCAAGUCAAGUGUUCAAAUGCGAAAAGACUGAUCUACCUUCGUUUUUGUUCUGCUACAUGCCAAAAGUGUCUACCAAUCCGAUCACACUGUACUGUUAUUCGCGUAGAGCCGCAUGGGAUCUCAUAAGACACAUAGACGACUACAACUACUAUUCCUUGAACCACUUCUGGUCGAAAGCCAGUGGUAACACAUUCGGACGUAGAUCUGCCGAAACGUUCCACCCUCAGCCGUCGAACUGUGUGGACAUUAUCAGACCUUUGAACGGCUGGUCCGGCAUCACCAUUCCGGAUAAGGAAACGCUAGUGACCGACUCCGGUAAACUGUCCGUUUUGGACGGGCUGCUUAAACGUCUGAAGGAGGGAGGUCACAGAGUUCUGAUAUACUCUCAAAUGACCAAAAUGAUCGACCUGUUGGAGGAGUACAUGUGGCACCGGCAUCACAAGUACAUGCGGCUGGACGGGUCGUCGAAGAUCUCAGAAAGGAGGGACAUGGUGGCUGAUUUCCAGGCUAGGACUGACAUUUUCGUUUUCCUGCUCAGUACCAGAGCGGGCGGUCUCGGUAUCAAUUUAACGGCGGCGGAUACGGUAAUUUUUUAUGACAGCGAUUGGAAUCCGACUGUUGAUCAACAAGCUAUGGACCGUGCCCAUCGUUUAGGUCAAACUAAGCAAGUAACAGUAUACAGGCUGAUUUGCAAAGGCUCAAUAGAAGAGAGAAUUCUCCAGAGGGCUAGAGAAAAAAGCGAGAUACAAAAAUUGGUAAUCAGCGGUGGCAACUUCAAGCCAGACACUUUGAAACCUAAAGAAGUGGUGUCUUUGCUGCUAGACGACGACGAAUUAGUACAAAAAUAUCAUCUGAAAGUGGAGGGAACUGGAAAGAACGACGAACCUAAAGAAGACAAGAAACGUAAAAACACCAACCAACAUAAGGGUAACCCGGACGCCAAACGAGUAAAGGUCGAUCCGUGCGUAAUUUCCUCUACACCAGACGGAACCGAUGGAGAAUCGUGGACGAACCAGAACGCGGACAGCGGUCCCAGCAGCCCCAAUCACUCCCAUUCGCCGGACAUGUUCGACGAUGGGGCGCCGUCGAUUGGGGAGUCCUCGUAUCCCGGAUUGUACGAUGACGGUGACUCGUCCAAGUUUUCGGUGUACAACGUGUACGGGUCGGGUGGCAAGCAGCGUACUCCGGGUCGCGGGAACUCGCGAAGGGGUAGGCCGAGGGGGUCCAGGAGUCGGACGGUGAACAGCGUCACCGGGAGGUACAACAAUAGUUCGGCGAAUUCGACCACCAUCCCCGCUGAUUCCCAUGGUCUGGAGGCGGCUUCGUUUUCAUCGAUACAAACAUCGAUUGGUCCCUGUUCGUUUUCGGACGGUUCGUCGAACAACUCGAGCCCGGUGACUCCUGGCGUACGUAGGGGACCGGGCCGGCCCAGGUUGAAGCCUGGCGGUCCGUCCAAUGCGGGCUCCAGGGGGUCGUACAGGCCGAGGAAGCCGGCACGACCCCUGCCCGUACCGUUGCCUUCGGAUGGUGCGAACGCCACCCCCAGCUCUUCUAUGGGCAACAGUAAUCCAUCGUAUUCUAGUUAUAUGUACGAUUUUCCGGAUCAUUCGGAUUCAUAAACUUUUAAUUUUGAUUGUUAAUUAUUUUUUUUUUUAAUUAAAGAAGAUGACACGUC